This is a messenger RNA of Dufourea novaeangliae, 2620 nucleotides long. It is a transcript of the gene Usp5, whose product is annotated as ubiquitin carboxyl-terminal hydrolase 5. Gene Ontology annotation, molecular function: cysteine-type deubiquitinase activity; zinc ion binding; protein binding. Gene Ontology annotation, biological process: protein deubiquitination. The record is from RefSeq and is a predicted model, not a curated record. The coding region runs from base 155 to 2557 and encodes 800 amino acids. NCBI's taxonomy places the organism in Eukaryota, Metazoa, Arthropoda, Insecta, Hymenoptera, Halictidae. The transcript is spliced from 13 exons.
GGUUCUCUCGUCGCGUUUCUCAAAUCACCCAUAUCCGCAUAUCAUCAAUACGACAGACCGGCGAUCUUCGAAUAGGUUAUUCGUAAUUCCGCGUGCAAAGUUCUUUUGUAAUUGGGAUAGUUUUUGUUUGAUUAUAUAGCAGCUACGAUCUACCAUGGAGGAGUUGAUGAAACACUUGCAUAAAAUAAGAGUACCGCAGAAACACGACAAAAUAUAUAAUGACGAGUGUGUUUAUUCUUUCGAUACCCCAGAUAGCCCCACCGGCCUUUACGUUAAUCUCACCACCUUUUUGGGAUUAGGUCAGGAUCAUCUAGAGCGUUAUUAUCAAUUAACUGAAAAUCCUGUGUUUUUACACAUCAAACGAAGAAGAAAAGAAAUUCAAUCUGAACAUCAAGGAGAUGGUCCUGAGAAAAAAAUUACAAGAUUGGCUAUUGGGAAAGCUGAUGGUUUUACUCCGGAUCAACAAAAAUACACUUAUCAUGAAUCUUAUGAAAUUGUUAUUCUACCAAAUUUUACAACAAUACCUUAUCCGUCAGAUAAUUUACCACAAGAGGUUGAGCACGCUAUCAAAAUUAUAUUAGAGGCUGAAUCUGCAACGAAGAUAGCAGAAAUAGAAAGACUUUCCGAAGCUUGGGAUGGAGAAAUAAAAGCAGUAUCAAAGCAUGCCUCAAAUCUUAAACAGCUGGACAAUGGGAAGAAAGUACCCCCAAGUGGAUGGAAAUGUGAAAAAUGUGAUCUCACUCAAAAUCUGUGGCUUAACUUAUCCGAUGGCAGCAUUCUCUGUGGACGUAAAUUUUAUGAUGGAACUGGAGGAAAUGAUCAUGCAGUUGAACAUUAUAGUACUACUGGUUAUCCUUUGGCUGUGAAACUAGGAACCAUAACUAAGGAAGGAAAAGCUGAUGUGUUUUCUUAUGAUGAAGAUGAUAUGGUCGACGAUCCACAUUUAAUACAGCAUUUGUCUCACUGGGGUAUUAAUAUUACUCAAAUGGAGAAAACCGACAAAUCUAUGAUAGAGUUGGAAUUGGAUCUUAAUCAGAGGUUUGGUGAAUGGGUUGCACUUCAAGAAGCAGCUAGUAAAUUAACACCUUUGUAUGGACCUGGAUAUACAGGACUUGCUAACUUGGGAAAUUCGUGUUACUUAAAUAGUGUUAUGCAAAUGUUAUUUGUUAUUCCAGACUUUGUUAAAAGAUUUGUAGACGGUGCGUCGCAGAUAUUUCAACAAAGUUAUACGGAUCCAGCAAAUGACUUUAAUGUUCAGAUGGCUAAGCUCGGAAUUGGUUUACUUUCUGGAAGAUAUUCAAUGCCACCAAAUAAUGAGAAUGAAUCACGUCAGGGUAUUCCUCCACGGAUGUUCAAAACGUUAGUUGGUCGUGGACAUCCUGGAUUUUCUUCAAAUCGGCAACAAGAUGCACAGGAGUUCAUUCUUCAUUUGAUAAAUGUUAUAGAUCGCCACAGUCGCCAUCAAACGAAUCCUAGCGACUGUUUCAAAUUCAAAGUCGAGGAGAGGUAUCAGUGCAGUCAUUCUAAGAAAGUGAAGUACACUUAUCGUCCAGAAUAUCUUCUGCCGCUCCCAAUAUCUCUGGAAUCAGCGAUAAAUAAGAAACAAGUCGCAGCUUACGAAGCUCUAAAGAAGGAGACAGAAGCGAAAGGACAAAAGCUAGACUCAAAUACAGUAGUCAGACCUCGUAUAGAAUUUUUGUCUUGUCUGCGAGCGUUUGUCCAAUCCGAAACAGUUGAACAAUUUUACAGUUCAGCCCUAAAUGAAAAAACAACUGCGCAGAAAACAACUAGACUCGCUAGUUUUCCGGAUUAUUUAUUAAUUCAUUUAAAAAAGUUCACGGUGAAAGAAGAUUGGACUCCCGUCAAGUUGGAUGUGGUCGUUGAAAUGCCAGAAUUGUUGGAUUUGAGUAUUCUUCGGGGCCAUGGUUUACAGUCCACAGAGGAAUUGUUGCCGGAGACUACUGGCUCAGAAACUCCACCACCUGUUUACGAUUCCGUUGUAUUAAAUCAGUUAACAGACAUGGGAUUUCCACCAGAGGCUUGUAAAAGAGCACUGUACUUCACGGAGAAUCGUGGCAUAGAAGCAGCCACUAAUUGGCUAAUGGAGCACAUUGCAGACUCCGAUUUUGCGGAUCCUUUUCUACCCCCUGGAAUCGAUGCAAAACCAAGAAAAGAUAAAUUCAUGGCUAACGAAGACGCUGUAGCUAUGGUAAUAUGGAUGGGCUUUACGAGAGAACAAGCAAUAAAAGCGCUCAAAGCGACUGAUAAUAAUUUAGAACGAGCAGCAGAUUGGAUUUUCAGUCAUCAGGCUGAAUUAGAUGCUUUGGACGUUGAUGAUGAGCAGGCACAUUCCGAAGAGAUAUUUAGAGACGGAAGUGACCAAUAUAAAUUAGUGGGCUUUAUGUCACAUAUGGGAACAUCAACAAUGGUGGGACAUUACGUAUGUCAUCUUUUGAAGGAUGAUCGAUGGGUGAUAUUCAAUGACGAUAAGGUUGCGUUGUCUGAAAAUCCACCGCUAAACUUAGGAUACAUAUAUCUAUAUAAACGCAUGGAUUAGAUUAUACAGUUGUUUUAUAUACAAAAUGUAUUCUAUUACACUUUAACAAUAAAAAAAAGCUGA